Odobenus rosmarus divergens (Pacific walrus) is the source of this 2607-nucleotide messenger RNA. It is a transcript of the gene DENND6A, whose product is annotated as DENN/MADD domain containing 6A. Gene Ontology annotation, cellular component: recycling endosome. Gene Ontology annotation, molecular function: guanyl-nucleotide exchange factor activity. Bases 1 to 1830 code for a protein of 609 amino acids. NCBI's taxonomy places the organism in Eukaryota, Metazoa, Chordata, Mammalia, Carnivora, Odobenidae. The transcript has 20 exons. The record is from RefSeq and is a predicted model, not a curated record.
AUGGCUCUGCGGGGCCUGGCAGCCUCGGGGCCCGGCUCCCGCGGGCCGUUGGACGAGGCGGUGGCGGCGGCCGAGGAGCGCGGGGCACCGGCCAUGGUGGUGGCGGCGGGAGGCACGCCGGAGGACGACGAAGAGGAUGAGGGCCGCGGCCGGGGCCUGCUGCGCUGGGACGGCUUCUCGGCCUGGCUGCACUGCGUGUGUGUGGUGGGCUUCGACCUGGAGCUGGGCCAAGCCGUGGAGGUAAUUUAUCCUCAACAUUCCAAGCUUACUGAUAAAGAAAAAACCAAUAUUUGCUAUUUGUCUUUUCCAGAUUCAAAUUCAGGUUGUCUUGGAGAUACCCAGUUUUGUUUUAGAUUUCGACAAUCUUCUGGGAGGAGAGUGUCACUGCAUUGUCUCCUGGAUCAUUAUGACAAAGAUUUACCAGUUUACUUAAAGAAGGAUCCUGCUUAUUUUUACGGAUAUGUGUAUUUCCGACAAGUUCGAGAUAAAAGUCUAAAAAGAGGCUACUUCCAGAAGUCCUUGGUUUUGAUCAGCAAACUACCUUAUAUUCAUUUUUUUCACACUGUGCUCAAACAGAUAGCACCAGAAUAUUUUGAAAAGAGUGAACCUUAUUUGGAAGCAGCUUGUAAUGAUGUUGACCGAUGGCCUGCCCCAGUGCCAGGGAAGACAUUACACCUGCCUAUUAUGGGGGUUGUAAUGAAGGUACGGAUUCCCACAUGUCAUGACAAGCCUGGGACAACUCAAAUAGCACAGUUAACUCAGCAGGCAGACACACAUAUAUCUGUUAUUUUACCUACUGUUCAUGAGGUGGAUCUUUUCAGGUGUUUCUGCCCGGUUUUCCUUCAUAGUCAGAUGCUUUGGGAGCUGGUCCUGUUGGGGGAGCCCCUUGUGGUCAUGGCACCAUCACCAUCAGAGUCAUCAGAGACUGUAUUGGCACUUACUAACUGUAUUUCUCCAUUAAAGUACUUCAGCGACUUCCGACCUUAUUUCACAAUUCAUGACAGUGAAUUCAAAGAAUAUACUACUCGUACUCAAGCCCCGCCUUCAGUCAUAUUAGGAGUAACCAACCCUUUUUUUGCAAAAACACUCCAGCACUGGCCGCACAUUAUUCGAAUAGGAGACCUUAAACCUGCAGGUGAAAUUCCUAAGCAGGUUAAAGUGAAAAAAUUGAAGAACCUAAAGACCCUGGAUUCUAAACCUGGAGUUUAUACUUCUUAUAAGCCAUAUCUAAGUAGAGAUGAAGAGAUCAUAAAACAAUUACAGAAGGGUAUACAACAGAAACGUCCUUCUGAGGCUCAAAGUGUUAUUCUCCGACGCUAUUUUUUGGAACUGACACAAAGCUUCAUCAUUCCAUUAGAAAGAUAUGUGGCAAGCUUGAUGCCUUUGCAGAAAAGUAUCUCUCCAUGGAAGAGUCCACCCCAAUUAAGACAGUUCCUUCCAGAAGAAUUUAUGAAGACACUUGAGAAAACAGGACCUCAGCUGACCUCUAGAAUAAAAGGCGAUUGGAUUGGACUUUACCGGCAUUUUCUAAAAUCUCCAAAUUUUGAUGGUUGGUUCAAGACCCGGCGGAAGGAAAUGACCCAGAAAUUGGAGGCACUCCAUUUAGAAGCUCUUUGCGAAGAGGAUUUACUUCUCUGGACCCAGAAACACACAGAAGUAGAAACAGUAGACCUUGUAUUGAAGCUAAAAAAUAAGCUGUUGCAGGCUGAUCGAGAGCAUUUACCUGUGAAACCUGACACUAUGGAAAAGUUACGGACACACAUAGAUGCAAUUAUCUUAGCAUUGCCAGAGGACCUACAAGGCAUACUGCUCAAAACGGGCAUGACAUGACAUUUGCUAGGAUUUUCCAGCCAAAAAGGAUUGUGCACCGUGAAACAUACUGACAUUUCAGCCCAACGCACAAAGGAGAUGUCUCAGCGUGGAAAAUAGCCGUGAAUGCUAGCUACAGGAUGGAAAGACUAUACUGACUAAACAGACCUUUUUAGUGCAUUAUUUUUAAAAAUGGCUAUCUGUGGUGGUUCCACUUUAAUACUGAAACACCGAAAGGCAUUUCUAUAUUUUUAAUCAUGUUCUAAAGUGCUCUUAUGAGAGACCUGUGGGGCCAUUAGUGUAAGUGAUUCCAAACUGCAGUGCUGGCAUUGCAGAUAUUUUUUUAAAUUGGUGCUGCUCUGCCCAAUCAUGUUAAAACUCAGGGGGAUAUAAAAAUAACAUUCACACUGGCUAGCUUCUUAAGAAGAAGAAGACUGAUCUGUCCGAUGGUAGUUAGAAGUAAUUAAUGCUUUUGUAGUGCCUUCUGUUGUCCUACAUGUUUCACAAAGCUCAGCUGCUAGUCUUGAAGCUUUUUCUUAACUUGAUUAUGAUACGCAAUUUUAUAAGGCAUUCUUCUGAGUAAUCACUGCUUAAAGAUACCUUUCUUGCCUCCCAUCAUGUUUAUUAGUAGUGCUCUGGUGUGGUUUGUUUUUUUUUUUUUUAGUUGUCAUGUAGAUUUCAUUUCAUUAUAUUCUAUAUCAUUUCAAGUUUAAUCUUACCAGUUUUUCCAAAGGCAAGAAAGAAUCUAAUAUUAAUUAUGGAAGAGUUUAUUUCUUCUUACCAUUUACUAGUUGAACC